AUGACUGAAACACGUCCUAAACAUUAUUUCGGUUUCCAUUACCGUAUCCUGCGAUUCCUAGGUCUGGGAUGGUGGCAUCACCCUGAAGAAGGAAAUACCUCUAACUUUCCUGGAUGGUAUCUCUACUACUCCAUUGCUACUCAACUGGUCUGGGUAGCCGGUUUCGUUGGCCUGGAAACUAUAGACCCGUUUGUUGGAGAAAAAGAAAUGGACCGGUUCAUGUUCAGUCUCUCCUUCGUCAUCACCCACAACCUCACUCUCAUAAAACUGUACAUAUUCUUCUUCAAAAACGCCGACAUCCAAGAAAUAGUUCACACCUUAGAGAUUGGAAUUUACGACUAUUAUCAGAACGAUGACAAAAACCGAAAGACGGUGAGGAUGUCAAAAAUAAUCACUGCAGCGUUUAUUUUCUUUGGCUGGGUGACUAUUGGGAAUGGCAACGUGUACGGGACUAUACAAGAUCUUAAAUGGAAGUCAUUAGUUGCUACUUUGAAUGAUUCUGAUGUACGGCCAGUUAGGACUUUGCCACAGCCGAUUUAUAUUCCUUGGGAUUAUCAGAAAGAUGCAUCGUACAUUCCUACGUUUGUGUUGGAGACUGUCGGCUUACUGUGGACUGGUCACAUUGUGAUGACAAUUGACACGUUUAUUGCAUCCGUUAUCCUGCAUAUGGGCUCGCAGUUUGAAAUUCUUCACGAGGCAAUAACAACUGCGUAUGACCGAACAAUGGCAUCACUGCGAGAAGGAGUAAAUGCAGAUCCUAACAAUAUUCGUGAAGGGGAAUCUUCGAAGUUAAGUGAAGAUGAAAAUAAUGAGAGAAUCGUCAAGUCUUUUGUUCCUAAACAAGAUAUAGAUGCGGCGUUAAAAAACACCUUCAGGAACUGUUUUCGACAACAUCAGGUGCUUAUCAAUUGCGUGGAGAAAUUCUCUAGAACUUAUUCUUACGGCUUCAUGACUCAACUGCUCUCGAGUAUGGCGGCCAUUUGCGUAGUAAUGGUUCAAGUUUCGCAAGACGCUUCCAGCUUCAAGUCGGUGAGACUGAUCACAUCAGUGGCAUUCUUCGUCGCCAUGAUAUUACAACUUGGCAUGCAGUGUCUCACUGGAAAUGAAUUGACACUUCAAGCAGAACGUAUAUCGGACGCGAUAAUGCAAAGCAAAUGGGAACGUAUUCCGCCGUCUCAACGUCGACUUUUGCUCAUAAUGAUGAUGAGGGCUCAGCGUCCAUUACGCCUGACCGCAGCCGGGUUCACACAUAUGGAUAACGCAUGUUUUCUAGCUAUCAUGAAGGCAGCUUAUUCUUAUUACGCAGUUCUCAGUCAAAAACAGCAGUAA
Spodoptera littoralis (African cotton leafworm) is the source of this 1329-nucleotide messenger RNA. Lineage: Eukaryota; Metazoa; Arthropoda; Insecta; Lepidoptera; Noctuidae. The record is from the annotation of a GenBank genome assembly.